AUGCCCCUCUCCUUGGCCUUUCCGCAUGAGAAGCCCAGCCAGGGCCCGGGAGGCGAAGAGCGGCCGACGCACGUCUACGAUCACGGGGCCGCCUACACUGGUAGUUGGCUGGGAGAGCAGCGAGAAGGCUACGGUGUCCAGGUUUGGCCGGACGGAGCUCGUUACGAAGGGCAGUGGAAGGCCGACAAGGCACACGGUUGGGGCCGGUUCGUUCAUGCGGAUGGCGAUGUGUACGAAGGGGAGUGGUUUGGGGACACCGCCCACGGGCAGGGGACCUACAGCCAUGCAGACGGGUCCAAGUACGAGGGGCAGUGGGAGUACGACCGUCAGCACGGGCAUGGCGUGGAGCACUGGGUAGAUGGUGCGCGCUACGAGGGAACGUAUCAGGCUGGGAAGAAGCACGGCAAAGGGUAUUUCACCUGGGCUGAUGGCUCUUCCUAUGAUGGUGAGUUCUUCAACAACGACAUCCACGGCUCUGGUGUUUACUCCUGGGGCGACGGGCGGAAGUACGAGGGCCAAUGGGAAGGAAAUCGGAUGCACGGCAACGGCAAGUUCAGCUGGCCAGACGGACGACACUACGAAGGAGAAUACAUUCACGACAUCAAGCAUGGCUAUGGGAUUUUCAAAUGGCCUGAUGGCAGAGAGUAUGACGGCCAGUGGCGGAAUGGGAAGCAACACGGCAUUGGAUGGUCCUCCGCACCGAAGCAGGAGAAGCGCAAUGGCGAAUGGAUGGACGGAAAACGAAUAAGGUGGAUUGGUGAAGAGAAGCCGAAGACUCAGAGCGACAGAGCGACAGAGCUCCAGGACGAGGAAAACCCCGCUGCAGGCUGCUGCAGAACGGAUCCCCUUCUCUCCCACAUGGGAGCGUCUCACAUUAGUGCUCUGUUAGGCAACGACCUACUCGAAACGCGAAAUGCCUUGUCAGAGCAAGACGCAGGAAGAGAUCUGCAAGGGAAAGGCACAUGUGACACUCAGUCUCAAAGACGCCGGUCGGCUCACGGCUCAAGCUCAAGUUACGGGGGUGGGCGGGGCCGUCCGGGCGGGGUGGUCUUCCGUCGGCGGACGGAAGAUGACGCCCGGCGGGCGCCGUUUCGGCAGAUGAAGCGGGGCCUGGGUUUGGGCCUGGGCCUGGGCCUUGGCGGCGCGAAGGACGCGAAGCGUUCGCUUCGCACCACCGAGGCCGAGUCCUGGUGCUGCUGCUUCCGGUGGUGGUGGGGGCCCCAGCGCCGAGCCAGCGCCGAGCCUCGCCGAGAGUCCCAUGCUGAAGCGAAGUUCUCUUCAAGGCGUCAGAGCCCCUCGGAUCCAUUCGCGCCCGGGGCACUGGAGAUCGAACCCCCGAGCUGCCAGCUCCAGCCGUCUUUCUCCGCCGAGACCACUUUCUAUGUGGUGGAUUGUCCGGAGCAGGUGAAGCAAGUCGCCCUGAAUGCAGAGAGCGUCUUCGAGCUUUUUGCAAACGGCGCACCGUUGAAGCAACCUCGGAUCGUUCAACAGCUCGGGGUUGGCACUGCCAAAGUGCUGGUGUUGCGGGCGUGUGUGGGCGAAACGACUGGGUGCCGCCACUACACACUGGACUUACACCGAGCGGGCUCUAGUGAGGCCUUGCUGGCCGAGCUGCUCGUAACUAGUGGAGGUACGGAUGUGGCCCUCUCCCCACCUUUCCAUCCUUCUGUAAAGCUUUACCGCACAGAUGUGCCGUUCGGUAGCACGACAACGAGUGUGAUGGCCUCCGCGGCAAAAGGCGGAUUCGUGUCCUUUAGGUCCUUCUCCUCUGCAGACCGGCAUAGUCAGUCCACGGAAGUGGAGGUGCCGAGCGAAGGGACGUCGCUUGGAUCCGAGGAGCGUCCGUCGCAGUGGAAGGCUCUCAGGACCCUGAAGGUCUUCGUGGUCUCUGCAGACUGGGAUGGCAAGAUGGAGUACACGCUGCAAUUUGGGCGCGCCCCCAAUGCCGACGCAACGCUCGCAGCUAUUGCGUCCAACGUGGGAGCGCCAUAUCCGGUGGGCGAGGAUCUGCGGCGGUACAUGCUGGAAGUGCCGCGAGGGACACGGGAGGUAGCCCUGAGUGCCACCGCUGUGGACAAGGAGGGCGCGCAGGUCACGUUGGACGGUCAGCACGGCCGCGGCUAUGCUUCUGCUGUUGUGAAGUUGAACCCUUCCGCACCUUACAAAAGAUUGAAGAUAAGGGUAGAGGCCGCAGAUGAGGUGACGGUUUUGGACUAUGUUCUGGUUGUGGCCAUGACGGAGCACAGCAAAUGGGCUAUGCUGGCAGAUCUGGUGGUCCCUGGCUGCGAGGGGGGGCUGCUGCCAAAGUUCGAAACCGAUGUUUUUCGCUAUCGCUGCCUGCUCAACAACGAAGCGCAAGUCUUCAAGGUUAUCCCCACAGUGAUGUGGAUGCCAGGCUUUGACCAGAAACUGCAAAUCUCGAUCAAGGACAAGGAAUGGAAAAGUGGCAACGUGUUCCAGCAGCCGCUCAAUGAUGAAGGAAAGGCAGAGGUCGACAUCGCUGUUUUGGCUUCGGACCGAAAGCACAAGGCAAUGUACUACGUGUCUGCGCAAGGAUCCCCGUUGAAAGAGCGCGGCCGGCUUUUCACUACCCUCGAACCGCCGCCGAAAUCACCUCCAACACCCCUGCCGCAGUACCGCUUCCGUUCCACCACGCCGCAGCCGCAACUUGUCCCGCCACCCCCGGCGCCUCCCACACCGCAGCCGAGGUCGACUACGGAAAGGGCUUCCAUCUCCACAUUACGUCCUUCGGUGGCCCCAGCCGUGCCCAUGUCGCUGCCUCUGCCUCGCUGGCCUGAUGGGCUCCCACUAAGCGGGAUCCACCUCCCCAUUCCGGAGCUCCAGCUUUCAGGGCUCCUGCCUGCCAGUGCUGCCGACAGCGCGGGAGUUGCAGGGGUCCUUGCUGCUGGUGGGUCUGUGGCGGCUUUGCUCGCAUCGCACGAGCUGACGUCCUUCAUGUUGUUGCUCAAGGAGCUGCAGUUUCUGGCGAUCUCUCAUCAAGUUGCCGGCGACUCCUACUACGCCUUGCUGACAGAGCCCUUUCGUGUCUUCUUGCUGGAGAUCGAUUGGCCCGGCCUGGAAGUCUGCGUCCUCGUCUCGCCGGAAGAGGGCGAGCAAGAGCUGGGAGAUGCGGGAGAAGGUGACUGCAGGACUUUGCCGAAUGAGAAGGCAGCAGAAGCGACGAUGGUUUGGUUGGCCUCUUUGCCUCUGGCCUUCUUGCUGCUGGCACUCGGUUGCGUGGAGGCGACCUGGGAGGAGCAACUGCUGAGGAAGUCCCAGCUGCGAGGCUUGGGCCUGCGUGGGCUUCGGAUCAAGGCCUUACCGCUGGCUUUGAUUCUCUUGGACGUGGGGCUGCUUGGUCUCACCAACUCCUCUAAAGUGUUUCUUCCCAACAUGGCCAUCAAGGUGAGCAUCUUUGCUCCUGGACGACUCUGGAUUUCUUGUGUGCUUUCUACAUCAACGCUCCGGUGGCUCUGCUGGGGCGUUGCCUUGGGCUUCUGCGGCUUUGGCGCUGCGCAGCUCCUUCGGCUGCAGCUGUCGGGGCUCCUUUGCUGGAGCCCCAAACUUGGGAAGUUCGCCGAUAAGAACACCAUGGCCGUGACGUUGCGGGACUCCGCGUAUCCCCGUCCGGCUGCGACUGCUUGGGCAGCGAUGGCCGAGGCUUGUGACGGCUUCACUGAGCUGCGGGCAGCAGCCCUGGCCUUAACAUAG
Messenger RNA from Symbiodinium sp. CCMP2592, 3711 nucleotides. NCBI's taxonomy places the organism in Eukaryota, Dinophyceae, Suessiales, Symbiodiniaceae. The record is from the annotation of a GenBank genome assembly.